AUGGCUUAUGGUCCUGUUCGUCGUCAUCGACCCUGUGCUGCAGGCCGAAGGUCAAGCGGUGUUCUUUGGGUGCAUACUGCUGUUCAUCGCGCCGCCGAGUGGCAUCGUGUCCUUGCAGAUCAUGACUGGCAUCACGAUAUUGGCUGGUAUGGGAUUGGGUGGGCUUGGGGCGUCCUCACGAUGAAAGCCGCGUUGGCUACGAGGCCUGCUGCUGAGACGAAUGCGCGAUUGUUGGAGCUGGCGCACACUGCGUCCGAGACUACCACUAAUAACCAGCAAGCCUCCGGCCAGACUACUUAUACGCAGAUACUGAUUUAUGACGGGUUCAUGUUGGAUGCUCGCAUUACGGCAGUCUACUUUUGCAUGAUAUGCGUUUAUAUUUAUCUUCUAGCUAGGCUGCGCGCAGCAGCGCCCAAGCUCACACUCGCGCAAAUUUUCGGCACUAUCAUUAUUGAUGUCGUCCUUACGAUAGGCCCCCUUCUCCCCUCUUUCGAAGGCACCAUACCACAGAUUCUGCUCAAACCUGCGGCAACCGCUGUAGGGCUGGGAGUGGUCUGCAACGUUCUCCUCUUUCCCAAAAGCACAUCCUACAUCGUCCUGGAUAGCGUCAAACAGCUUCUCCUCCCCAUGUCCGAAUUUGUUGACGCUUGCCGCAUCAGCUUCGACGAUUCAGCCAAACCUAUGAGCGUUGCACGUCUGAAGGCUGCAAAGGCUGCCGGUAUGGCCACCUACAACGGUCUCGAAGCCAAUCUGGGCUUCCUGGCUCUCGAUGUGUCGAUCUGUCGCUGGAAUUUCGAAGAUAUUGGAUUAUUGAGGAAGCCACUCAAGCACUUGUUCGUCACAUGGGAGAGCUUGAUUGACUCGCAGAUCAUCCGUGCAAAGUCUCAAGCCAAAAGGCAGGAGUUCAAGGAAAAAGACGAGCACAAGCAAUCCCAGAUCCGAGGAAAACCUGGUCAACAUCAGCUCGCACAGCAGAUCGACUUUGCACGACUGUUCAGGAAUGACACUGACUCGCAAGACCUCUUCGCCCAGUCCAUGGAGGCACUCCGCGAAGCCAGCGACCCUCUCAUGAUCACUUGCCAAGAGGCUUUGGGGGCCAUGGUGGAAACCCUCAGCGCGGUCAAUGAGAGGAAGUAUUUCAAGCAACCUUCAGCAGAGACCUGUCAGGUUAUGGGUUCCAGACAUCGCCAGAUCCUAGAGAAAUUGCAAGCGGACAUUAAGCUCUUCACCAUAUCCACGCCCCAUCGCGUCCUCGAGCCCAAUACUCAUUUCUUCGGCGCGGAUGGAAACCUCAGUCUCCCUCCUGGCAGCGGGAUCGCUCCAGUGCGCGGCAUGAUCAUCGCCUUGAUCUGGGAAGAGCGCGUCAUGAGCUUCGCACGCGCUUUGGAAUACCUACUGGCGCAACUCGUGGCGUUGGAAAUACAUCGAACCAAGACAAGGCUGUGGAUGCCGACAGGACUACGACAUUUGGGACCGUGGGUAUUUGGCCGUGAGGCGACGCCACGAGUUACGCCGGUGCUGAAUGAGAUGGAGGAGGAGCAAGUCACAUCUGAACCGAAGAAGAGCAAAAAGCAUUCGCACAAAAAGCAAGAUGGUGACAAGGAUGAUGGCACCGAGGACAAUGUCCGUUCUACAGCAGGACAACUGGAGUCCAUCCGUUUGCAUAGAGGCAAGCAACGCAGCCGUGUCGGAAGCAUCUCCUUGGCUAUCUUCAAGUGGUUCUCCAGCACAAGUGGUCUGUACGCGCUUCGCGUGGUCAUCGUCACCAUUGCACUUGGUAUCCCAGCCGCUCUACCAAGCACCGCCGGAUUCUUCUAUCGCGAGAAAGGCCUCUGGGCUUUGAUCAUGGCGCAGGUCGGCAUGGUGCCCUACGCAGCUGAUUUCACCUGGGGUCUGAUGCUGCGUCUUACGGGCACUGUUGUCGGCGGUGUGCUGGGUCUCGUAGCUUGGUAUAUCGGCGCCGGAGAUGGUCCUGGCAACCCCUAUGGAAUUGCUGCCAUAUGUGUGCCUUUCAUCUUGGUCUUCAUGUGGGGACGGCUGUUCGGCCCGCCGGCCUUCUUACAGGCGAUUAUGCUCUGUGCUGCGACGUUCUUUCUGACGGUAGCGUAUAGUUGGGUCGAUACCCAUAUACCCAGUGACUACGGCAACCCUGGCGUCGGCUACAACGUCUUUUGGCGCCGUACGCUCCUUGUGAUUGUCGGUUUCACCACCGCAGCCAUAGUCAUGUUCUUCCCACGCCCGCCCUCUGCGGGCCGCCACUACCGACGCGUGCUCUCCGCCACACUCUCGCGCUUCCAAGACCUCUACGCCUUGUUCAUCAUGAAUAUGCGCAAGAAGCACACUGAUCAGGCCGCCAGCGUAGAACUCCUCUCCACGCUCGAAAAGUCCACCAUCGCGUCGGGAGAGCUUCUCAACUCCGUCGCGGGGCCGAUACAAUUUAUCAAGUUUGAGUUCUCGUCGACGGAUUGGUCGGCGGCAGGGUUAUCGGAAUUGACGGCCCUGGCCAUGGAUGUCAACUUUAACUUGUAUCAACUGUUCUACUACUCCUCCAGUCUACCCGACGACUUCCGUCGUCGCUUUGUGUUAUUGUCCGGUGUUUUUGAAGAGCAGUUUGUCGGCGAUCUCAUGGCUGUGCUGAGCCUUCUGCGUCACGCACUUGAAACGGGCGAGGCCUUGCCGAGCGUCAUGAGCAGUCCGUUGAUGGUGCGUGCGUUCCAGGACCGGAUGUACCGCACCCAUAGCCACCAGCAUGGCAGACAGCCGGAAGAGAGGGAAGAGCAUGUGAGGAAACUACUGGGUCCCGGUCACGAAGCAUAUGAUCGAGACAGAGCAGAAUGGGUUCAGGAAAUGGUCAUGGUUGUCAAGGAGGAGUUGGGAGAGACUCAUGUUGUGGAUGUGGAAGACUGGGGAGACGGGCUCUAUGGCGGUGAGGAUGCUAUUGAGCUUCGCGAGGCGAAAGAGGAGGACGGGCUGUUGGAGGAGAAUUUGAGGACGUGA
Messenger RNA from Exophiala viscosa, 2997 nucleotides. RefSeq lists its product as uncharacterized. The transcript has 5 exons. Bases 1 to 2997 code for a protein of 998 amino acids. Lineage: Eukaryota; Fungi; Ascomycota; Eurotiomycetes; Chaetothyriales; Herpotrichiellaceae. The record is from RefSeq and is a predicted model, not a curated record.